CGACAGAGUCCACAUCUGAUUGUUUUCAUGUAGUUACAUCUUUGCUGAGUGAAAGCACCUUCAUUUCAAAGAGUUCAACAUUCAGCAUUUCAUCACUUAUUGACUGAUUUGAUCAGGAUUUUUUCUUCAUGAUGAACGUGUCCCAGACAGUGGAGACAGAGGAGGACCUCCUGACUUGUGUCCACAUGAAGAUCUACCACCCGCAGCAGAGUUUUAAAGGGCUUUAUAACUGUCUCCCCCUGGGAACCAGGAGCAGACACUCUGCUGAUGAUCCUCUGAGGCUGGGCCGCGACGCCCAGGCCUGCAGCUACAGCCUGGUCGACCCCCGGGUUUCCCGUAAACAGCUGGGCCUCCACGCCUACCGCUCACCCCAGAGUCCAGACCUGCUGUUCUCCAUCCAGAACCUGAGCCAGAGGGGGCGGCUGUCGGUGAACAGCUCGGAGCUGGGCUACCUGGAGAGGAUGGACCUCCCAGACAAGGCUCUGAUCCGGUUCGGCGAGUAUGAGAUGCUGAUCACCCGUGAGUCCGGAGAGGCCAAGGCCAGCUUCGAGGUGGAGUUUGAGGUCCUCUCUGUACCGCCGUCCAGAGAGACCUGCACAUGUGAGCCUGGCGUGACAGCUGUGAUGGACACGGGCUUGAUGGACAGUUUCAACGCUCAGUUCAGAGCACUCGAGCCCCAGGAGAUUGAUGAACAAUCAAUACACAAACUUCAAAACUUGUCACUUUAGGCUGCACGUUUGGAUAAGAUCCCUCUAUGGAAGCUGUGAUUUUAU
Molecule: messenger RNA, 773 nt
Organism: Cololabis saira (Pacific saury)
Lineage: Eukaryota; Metazoa; Chordata; Actinopteri; Beloniformes; Belonidae
Product: TRAF-interacting protein with FHA domain-containing protein A-like
Exons: 2
Coding region: 129-728 (199 amino acids)
Biological process (GO): canonical NF-kappaB signal transduction
Molecular function (GO): protein binding
Source: RefSeq, a predicted model, not a curated record